UUUUUUUCCAUUUCUUCUGAACUGUUAGCCCGUAAGCUAGUGUAAGUUGGCCUCCUUUGACUGAAGAAUGUUUUGGGAUGGAAGAGAGGCCACGAAACCUACUUUAUUGCAUCUAUCUGGCUGAACCAGUGUAGCAUACCAUGUAUAAACCAGUAGUCCUUUUUCUUCUCGCUGUUGAUUAAUGUACUCAUUGAAAUGGCCAGAAGAGUCUUCCUUAUGUAAAACUCAUGGUAUGCAUCUCACAAAUGUGUCUUUGAUUCUUUUUCCACAGGAGAAGAACAAAAACAUAACAGAAAAACAAAGCCUUAUUCCUCCAGCAGGAUUUUAAGGAGCAAAGCCUGCCGGCCUGGACAACGAGGAAGUUUCCCUACACACACAGAGAAGCAUUUCCCUGGGAUUGGUGACACUGUUGUUCAGUCUUUCUCUUGCUAAGAGGGCUUCCACACAACUUUUCAACAAUGAAUUUCCUCCGGAGACGUCUCUCAGACAGUAGUUUUGUGGCGAAUUUGCCCAAUGGCUACAUGAUGGACUUGCAGCGCCCCGACAACUCCACAAGCUCCCCAGUUUCUCCUGCCAUGGAGAGAAAGCACCCACAGCCACCACAGCCCUCACAGUCUUCCUCUACUGGCACCAGCAUCUUCAGCUCCAUCUCCAGUGCCAUGAAGCAAACCACACAAGCAGCUGCAGGACUCAUUGAUCACUCGACAAGCCCCACACCACCUGUGGCUCCGAAACCCAAGAUCCUCAUGGUGAUUGAUGACGCACACACGGAGUGGGCCAAAUAUUUCCAAGGGAAGAAGGUGAAUGGAGAAUUCGAUAUCCGCGUGGAACAGGCUGAGUUCUCUGAGCUGAAUCUGGCUGCAUACGUCACUGGUGGCUGCAUGGUGGACAUGCAGGUCAUGAGGAACGGCACCAAGGUGGUAAGGUCCUUCAAGCCUGAUUUUGUCCUGAUCCGGCAGCAUGCCUACAGCAUGGCGCUAGGAGAGGACUUCCGCAGCCUCAUCAUCGGCCUCCAGUAUGGUGGCAUCCACACCGUCAACUCCCUCUACUCUAUCUACAACUUCUGCAGCAAGCCCUGGGUGUUUUCUCAGCUCAUUAAAAUCUUCAACUCACUGGGUCCUGAGAAAUUCCCCCUUGUGGAGCAAACGUUCUUCCCAAGCCAUAAGCAGAUGGGCAUUUUUACCCAGCCUUAAGCAUAAAGGAUGCAAGGCUCUGACAUUUCACAGCAGAAAAGAUCCAAACGAUGAAUCUCCAUUUUCUUUGUUAUGGGCAUGUACCUUUUGACCGUUCCCCCUGUUUACUACAAAUAAAAGCAAAUCUGGCAACUAUUCGUCUAAGGCCCUACUGGUGGUGCUACAUGACUUAACCAUAAUGACUGCCUUGCUCCAUACUGACCCCCUAUGGCCAAUUAACAAGUGGUAUACGUUAACUUCAAAAAGAAUUUUUCACCUCUCCUGGGCUUAUGACCCCAAUAACAAGCCUUCAAGUGAUCAAACUCUUAGAAAGAGGGAGGGACUACUGGAUGUCGUCUUUGCCAAAGAGCAAGAAUUGCCAGAGGUGGAAUGUCUGCUUUGGGCCCAAUAAACGGUAUCAAGAAAGGGAAGGAAAUGAAUAAAUCCACUUGCAAAUCCAUUUGUGUACAUUUGAAGAGGACAGAAACUAACAUAAGUGAAGCAGAGACAGAAUGUCUGUGAUAGAAAUAAAACCACUUUACUGUUUAGAAUAAAAGGACACUAUAAAAAGUGAACAUUAUGCAACAUUACCUUAAAAGACAAUAUACAUUCACUGAAUAUAAAAUUUAUAAAUAACAUGGAGGAAAACUGUAAACAGUGCUAGAAAAUUUAGCAACAAAUACAUUCCUUCUGGACAAGAUUUUUCACGCAGGUUUGGUUCUUUCCCCAAAUUUCCAUGACUAUCAGGAACAGCAGAGUGGCUCUAUGAAGGAAAGACUUUGUCAGAAAGAAUGAGAAACCAGUACAGGCAAAGCAGCAGCAUUUAGUGGGUUGUUAAGCUUUUUGUGAAGACUGGUAGCUCCAAAAGAUACUUAUUCCAAAAAAAAAAAAAAAAAAGGUUUUGCAAAAAUUUUGUCCUGCCCUUC
Cygnus atratus (black swan) is the source of this 2098-nucleotide messenger RNA. Its product is annotated as synapsin-3-like. The record is from RefSeq and is a predicted model, not a curated record. Gene Ontology annotation, cellular component: synaptic vesicle; synaptic vesicle membrane. Gene Ontology annotation, biological process: neurotransmitter secretion. Gene Ontology annotation, molecular function: ATP binding. Lineage: Eukaryota; Metazoa; Chordata; Aves; Anseriformes; Anatidae.